AUCUCAUGCCUUUUUAUGGCAUUCUCAAAUAAGCCUAUAAAUAUAUAUUGGUCUAGUCUUUACACUGUAUCAAUAUCUAAAUAAAAAUCUUUGGAGUAUUUGUAGCCUAUGUUGCUUCAUAUCUACCGGUUACAGCCUAGUUGGCCUACAGUAGGUGUGUUUUGGGACUGCUGCCAAAAUCAGUUAAUCUUGCGGCUAUUUUUCCUUUCAGAAAAAUGCAUAUUGACGUUUAAACUUCUUAAUUAUACGCCAUACAGGUGUAGUAGCCUACACAUUGGGCUAUUCAGAGGUAGGUGGAUAAUCUUCGUUUUACAUUUAAAGUUUUAACAAUGGAGGGAACACAAUAUAAAGUGUCUUAUGAGUAGCCAAAUAAACGUACCACCUUCAGACCAAAGACACGUCAUGAAUAGCUGUAUCUUAUCUUGUUUUGCCCUUUAAAGACUUACCUCUCAUACCUUGACGUUUUUUUUUUUUGUUUGCUUUCCUCAAAGAGUUCAACAUGUCCACAGUAAGGCUGCUCCUAUCUUGUCUACUUUUAAAAGAGGUCGUUGCAAUGUCAGGAAACUUCUGGCACAUCACGGAUCUGCACUGGGACCCAACAUACAAUCUGACCGAUAAUCCUGAACUUGUGUGCGCAUCAAGUGGCACACGCCCUGCGGCCAAUGCGGGGAAAUUUGGAGACUAUGCUUGUGACUCACCAUGGCUCCUUAUAAACUCCUCUGUGUACGCCAUGAAGAAUAUUCUACCAGACCCGGACUUUAUUUUAUGGACAGGAGACGACACACCACAUGUACCCAAUGAGGAUCUGGGAGAAGAAGCAGUGCUCCACAUUAUCAGCAGUCUUACCCACAUUAUAAAUCAGGUGUUUCCAAACACUAAAGUUUACCCUGCCCUGGGCAACCAUGACUACCACCCUAAGAGCCAGCUUCCUGCAGGGCCAAACUACAUCUAUGACCAAACAGCAGAAAUGUGGCAAGGCUGGUUGGAUCCAGAGUCCCGUGGAACAUUUAAAAAAGGUGGAUAUUACACAGAAAAGCUGCUGAAUCGAACAGGGUUCAGGAUGCUGGUCCUCAACACUAAUCUCUACUAUGACCAGAACAAGGCAACCCAGGACAUGGACGACCCAGCUGGCCAGUUUAGCUGGGCGGAUCAGGUUCUUACAGAGGCUGCCAACAACAAAGAAAAGGUGUACAUCAUUGGCCAUGUUCCCCCGGGUUUCUUUGAGAAGAAGAGAAAUAAGCCAUGGUUCAUGCCUUCAUUCAACAAGCUAUACUUGGAUUUAAUUCAGAAGCAUCAUUCAGUCAUACUUGGACAGUUCUUUGGUCAUCAUCAUACUGAUAGCUUCCGAAUGUUCUACAACUCAGAGGGCUCUCCUAUCAGUACGAUGUUCCUGAGCCCAGGUGUCACACCGUGGAAAACAUCACUUCCUGGAGUCACGGAUGGAGCCAACAACCCUGGGAUUCGUGUCUUUGAAUAUGACACCCAAACACUCCUAGUCAAAGAUGUGGUGACCCAUUAUUUGAACCUCACUCGUGCUAAUGCAGCACGUGGACGCUGGGAGAAAGAGUAUCGACUCACAGAGAGCUUCAGAGUGCCAGACGCCUCCCCAGCCUCCAUGCAUCAGGCUCUGGAGCGCAUUGCUAGUAGCCGCUGCUACCUACAAAAGUACUAUGAGUUCAACUCUGUCAGCUAUGAUCUGACAGAGUGUAACAGUGACUGCCGUGUUGACCACGUGUGUGCAGCCAGAGAGGUAGACUUUGACAGGUAUGAACACUGUCUGGAAAAAGAAGGGACCGCUGCCAUUUAUGGUGUGUUUCUACCGGUCCUCUCCAUGGCUGUAAGUUUGGUGUUUGCCAAUUGGUAGUGAUCAUCUAUCACGGAUCACUGUGGUCCUGUAAAUAUUUAACAGUAAACAUCACAGGUUUUCCUCUUUUAAAUCAUAUGCCAUCUAUAAUGUAAGUGAGUCAUGCACUGGCUGUACAUAAGCAGGGAAACAACAACCUUUGGCUUCAGCAAUCUUUGAUGUGGCCUCUUGACGUUGGUUUAUUGGUGCUGGGUUUAAUACUGUAUUCCCAGUCAAUA
Molecule: messenger RNA, 2082 nt
Organism: Sander lucioperca (pikeperch)
Lineage: Eukaryota; Metazoa; Chordata; Actinopteri; Perciformes; Percidae
Gene: smpdl3b
Product: sphingomyelin phosphodiesterase acid like 3B
Exons: 8
Coding region: 500-1864 (454 amino acids)
Biological process (GO): sphingomyelin catabolic process
Molecular function (GO): sphingomyelin phosphodiesterase activity
Source: RefSeq, a predicted model, not a curated record